CGCAGUAUUCCGGCGCAAACCAGCCCGACGCAUCCAGCGCCUCUAAAUCAUCACUUUUGGUGGCUAGUUCAAAGACAAGUUUGAUUUCUCUUCAAUGUGCAUAAAGGACGACUUGUGUUGCCAAAGGUGAUUCCAUUACCGGAGAGUGCUGAUCGGUGCUGAUCUAAUCAUGGAACUCUUCGACAGCAAUCCCGCCAACAUAACAGAGACAACCGACCAGCCGGAAUUCUUUUCCAACUGGAACGUCCAGUUUGACGGGCACCGGGCCAAUGCCAGCGGCGCCGCAAAUGUCAGCGAGGAGGAAACUACGGACGAUGACUUUUAUCGGCAUUCGUCCAUCGUCACAACCGUGUACUGUCUUGCUUACUCGUUCGUAUUCCUACUGGGUCUCGUUGGAAACUGUCUGGUGGUGGCCGUCGUCUUCAGAGCCCCUCGGAUGCGGACCGUGACAAACUACUUUAUCGUGAAUUUGGCUAUUGCCGACGUACUGGUCGUUUUGUUUUGUCUACCGGCUACACUACUCUCCAACAUCUUUGUUCCUUGGAUCCUGGGAGAGACCAUGUGCAAGUUGGUGGCUUACGUGCAAGGAGUUUCAGUUGUGGCUUCAAUCGAUUCCCUCGUCGCAAUCUCGCUUGACAGAGUCUUGGCCAUCUGCUUCCCGAUGCGUUUUCAAAUCACUGGCCGGCGAGCUCGUCUCAUCAUUCUGCUUAUUUGGAUCGUUGCCCUGACAACGACGAUCCCUUGGCCGCUUUACUUUCAUUUAGUGAGCGCCUUUCCGACAAGUCCGGAAAUUCGUCUUUGUUUAGAAGAAUGGCCGAGUGAGAGAGACAAGGACCUCUAUUUCAUAUUGGCAAAUGUCGUCUUCUGCUACUUGCUACCACUCAUUCUCAUCUUGCUGUGCUACGUCAUGAUAUGGAUCCGAGUGUGGAGACGAUCCAUCCCCACCGAAAGCAAAGAUGCACACAUCGAUCGACUACAGCAACGAUCCAAGGUGAAAGUGGUGAAAAUGUUGGUGGUAGUAGUGAUUAUAUUCAUGCUUUCGUGGCUACCACUUUAUGCAAUUUUCAUCCGGAUCAAAUUGGGGAGCGAGCAAAUGGAGUCGUGGGAAGACGUUCUUCUGCCGUACGUCACGCCCGUCGCCCAGUGGCUGGGCGCGUCCAAUUCGUGCAUCAAUCCAGUGCUAUACGCAUAUUUCAAUCAAAAAUAUCGUCGCGGUUUCACGGCCAUCAUUCAAAGCAGAUCGUGCUGCGGCAUCAUCCGCACGACGGCCGCCGACUACGAAAAGCGUUACGUUACGACCACCGAGGUCCACCAGGGCGCGUCUUUCGAACGUUUAAGGAGAGAGACUCACGUUCGGAGAUCGACGCCGACUGAAAACAGAAACCGUCCCGUUGUUACGGCAACCGACAGCCGACCUGGAACGAGAAACAAUAGCAAGACGGCCGAAAGACGAGACGAUCAUCACGACCAACAGCCAUCAGCAAUGCUCAAUUCGGCAGUCGUCAGCACACAAGAUAGCAUCGAACUCAAUGCCAUCCAUCGCAAAUGGAAGUCUGAAGUAUUGUGAAUACAUUUUGUGUGUUGUUGUGUGUGUGUGUUGACGUUGAAACUUUACCAACCAGAAAAGCAAAAAUCAUUAAGAGACAAAUAACGAUUUUUUGUGGGUUCUUUUGUUGGUGAUGGCUUGUGAUCAAUCCCGUGUUAUAAUAAUAAUCUUUUGUCACUUCGUGUCAUACGCAAAUGAGCCUAUUUACAUGUUUUCUCAUGGCGUGUUCGUUACAGUUUGAAAUCGUGUCGUUUGCACUCGUUCAUUUAUUUUUUAGUGUGUAUCUGAGAAAUCCAACAGCUGAAGUAUAAAACCACUGAGUGUCAAUAACAUAAAUAUGUUGCCCCGUGUUCCCAGUUA
Daphnia magna is the source of this 1906-nucleotide messenger RNA. Its product is annotated as neuropeptide SIFamide receptor. Gene Ontology annotation, molecular function: peptide binding; neuropeptide Y receptor activity. The transcript has 8 exons. The coding region runs from base 170 to 1567 and encodes 465 amino acids. Gene Ontology annotation, biological process: G protein-coupled receptor signaling pathway. Lineage: Eukaryota; Metazoa; Arthropoda; Branchiopoda; Diplostraca; Daphniidae. The record is from RefSeq and is a predicted model, not a curated record. Gene Ontology annotation, cellular component: membrane.